Messenger RNA from Drosophila erecta, 1079 nucleotides. RefSeq lists its product as uncharacterized. The record is from RefSeq and is a predicted model, not a curated record. Gene Ontology annotation, cellular component: cytoplasm. NCBI's taxonomy places the organism in Eukaryota, Metazoa, Arthropoda, Insecta, Diptera, Drosophilidae. Bases 101 to 973 code for a protein of 290 amino acids. The transcript has a single exon. Gene Ontology annotation, biological process: nucleoside triphosphate biosynthetic process. Gene Ontology annotation, molecular function: nucleoside diphosphate kinase activity; AMP kinase activity; ATP binding.
CUCACACAUAUUGUGUUCACUUUUGAAUUACCUUACAUAAAGUUGCAAAAAUUUAUUAAAAAACACAUCCAAAUAACGCACCCAAAGCCCAGUUAGCGACAUGUCCUCGCCCACCAAUUUCGAUCGAUCCAUGCUGGUGGAGUACAGUGCCGCACUUAUGUACUACAUGGAAAAGCACAAGCUGAUGGAGGUGAUGAGUCGUCUGCUGGCCGAGAUUUCCGUGGCGGAUGGAGUGACGGAUGUGCGACGAUGGAUGGGCGAAAAUAUAACCAGGAUCGGCGUGGAGAUAUACACCAAAUCGAUGGACGCCUUCCAUCGGGGAGUAAGGGGCGAUUUCUACCAGCUGCCCAGGAACUUCUACCACCGAAUAGUGCUGCACGGCAGGCCAGGAUCAGGGCGAAGGUCCUUGGCACAUGUGCUAGCUCAGCGCUGGAACCUGCUGGUACUGGAUGCCGAUGUCCUGGCCUAUCACAGCAUCAACAAACAAGACCAGGAUGAGCACUCCAGACUGCUGCAGGAAGCCAUUGAAAAGGAUUGUGUCUACAGACGGUCGCAGGCUGUGGGGAAUCUCAUCCAGAACAGACUCCUCCAGGAGGACGCCCUUCACAGGGGUUGGAUGCUGAUCAAUUACCCCAACAAUAAGUGCGAGGCUGAGGAGCUCUUCGAGGGCUUCACUGUGCCCCCGAAUCGAUUUGUCUUCCUGCAAGUCGACGAGCGUAUGGCUCGCAUGAGAAUCCUGCUCAAUAGCUACUCGCCAGGACCUCAAGCCCACAUCAGUUUUCUGGACCGUCAGAUGGCCCAGUUCCGGAAAAGCGAACCUGCUCUAAAUACCUACCUAAGCCAGCGGAGGGAAGUAGUCUAUGUGGAUGCGUCACCUUGUUUCGAGCAAGUCAAAUGCGAGAUCAUCUCGGAACUGACGAAAACUCCCUAUGUGCUGAGUAAAAAAUACGGCGAGGCGAAUGCCAAAAUCUGAAUUUGAUUCCAAAUUGAUGCCGCUCUGCAUCCAAAUUGAGUAACAAUGUGUUCUUGAAGUCCCUUCUGUGAUUACUCUCGUUGUUAUUAUUAUUUGCUCAAGUGUC